CGCAUCAGCCAAAAGCCAACAGCACAAAAAACCAAAAUGUUUCCCACGCGAGCUCUCUUCUCUCGCUCGGUCUGGAAGGGCCCGAACAUCGUCCCUCUCCCUCUCCCCCGCAAACUCCCCGCUCCGCCAGGAACACCUCCGAUCAAGACGCAGAAGCGCGGCGCCACGAUCUUGCCUAACUUCGUGGGAUUGAAGUUCCAGGUUCACAAUGGGAAGAUUUAUCAGGAUGUUGUGAUUACGGAGGAGAUGGUUGGGAGGAAGUUGGGGGAGUUUGUUGCGACUCGGAAGAGAUUCACGUACAAGCAGUCGAAGAACAAAUGAUUGCUUUUCGGGUUGUGUGUGGUUGUCUCGCUAUGUGGCUAUUCUGCUGUGUGCUCUGCUUGGGAAUCUUACUGGGUCCUCUGUGAUAUGGGGAAAGGUAGAUUGUCAGCUCAAGAGGGAUAGCAGACAGGCAGACGGACAGAAAGGUGGUGAUUUCAUAUUGCAUG
Messenger RNA from Aspergillus vadensis CBS 113365, 488 nucleotides. Its product is annotated as mitochondrial 37S ribosomal protein uS19m. Gene Ontology annotation, molecular function: structural constituent of ribosome; RNA binding. Gene Ontology annotation, cellular component: cytosolic small ribosomal subunit; ribosome. The transcript has 4 exons. Gene Ontology annotation, biological process: translation; ribosomal small subunit assembly. The record is from RefSeq and is a predicted model, not a curated record. Bases 37 to 321 code for a protein of 94 amino acids. NCBI's taxonomy places the organism in Eukaryota, Fungi, Ascomycota, Eurotiomycetes, Eurotiales, Aspergillaceae.